AAUACAUACUAGAAAAACAAGAAAGAGGAGAAUGCUAAGGCUGCCACUCUCACUUCCUCUCACCACUUAACUGCUUUGAAUACAGUAAUUGCUGGGGGCACCAGUGCUGAGGAGAAAAGAUACCUGUGUUUCACAGACUCGGCCCUGUCUGCUGAUUUUACAGCUAGAUAUGUUUUCGCGGGGCUGCUGCUGGUCACAGAAAAUGCCAGGAUGAUGCCUUCCUGGCGCCUAGCUGGGACUCUAAUGCCCACUAUGGCUUUCCUCUCCUGUCUCAGACCUGAAAGCUGGGAGCCCUGCAUUGAGGUGAUCCCCAAUGUGACAUACCAAUGCAUGGAGCAGAACCUCUCCAGAAUCCCUGACAACAUACCCUCCUCAACCAGAAACCUGGACCUGAGCUUUAACCCCCUGAAUACCCUAGAAAGUCAGAGCUUCUCCAAAUUUCCAGAACUUCAGGUGCUGGAUUUAUCCAGGCAUGGCCUCCGUCCGUGGCUCCCAGAACAUUUUCUGCCACAUCCACCAUCUUCUAAUCAGUUGUGUGAUAUUCGGGUGAUUGAAGAUGGUGCCUAUCAAGGUUUAGGCCAACUUUCUACCUUGAUAUUGACGGGAAACCCUAUCGAGAGUUUAGCCCCAGGAGCCUUUUCUGGACUUUCACAUUUGCAGAAGCUGGUGGCUGUGGAGACCAACAUUCUCUCUCUAAGGAACUUCCCUAUUGGAAAUCUCAGAGCCUUGAAGGAGCUCAAUGUGGCUCACAAUCUUAUCCAUUCCUUCAAGUUGCCUGAAUAUUUCUUAAACUUGACCAACCUGGAACACUUGGACUUUUCCGAUAACAAGAUUCAAAGUAUUCAUUACAAAGACUUACAGGUUCUACGUAAAAAGCCACUACGCAACCUCUCUUUAGAUCUUUCCCUGAACCCAAUUGAUAUCAUUCAUCCUGGUGCCUUUAAAGAAGUAAAACUCCAUAAAUUGACUUUAAGAAGUAAUUUUAAUAGUACACAUGUAAUGAGAACUUGUAUUCAAGGUCUGGCUGGUUUAGAAGUCUACCGGUUGGUUUUGGGAGAAUUUAAAAAUGAAAGGAACAUGGACAGUUUUGACAAAUCUGCCUUGGAUGGAUUGUGUAGUUUGACCAUUGAAGAAUUCCGGUUUGCAUAUUUAGAUGAAUUUUCUGGUGAUGUUACUGGCUUGUUUAAUUGUUUGGCAAAUGUUUCUGCAAUGUCUCUAGUGAAUCUGUAUGUUAAAAACCUAGAAAACCUUCCUGAAGAUUUCAAGUGGAAAUCCUUAGAAGUAGCAAGGUGUAAGUUUAGACAAUUUCCCCCUUUGGCACUCCCUUCUCUCAAAGAGUUGAAUUUUACAGAUAACAAAGGUGCAGUUAACAUGGUAGAUAUUGAACUACCAAAUCUGGAAAUUCUAGAUCUUAGUAGAAAUGGCUUGAGUCUCCGGCAUUGCUGUUCUUCUGACGAUUUUGGGACAACCAGACUCCGGCAUUUAGAUCUGAGCUUCAAUGGUGUUAUUCUCAUAAAUUCAAAUUUCAUAGGCUUAUGCCAGCUAGAGUAUCUAGAUUUUCAGCAUUCUGCUUUGAAACAUACCAAUCAGUUUACAGUAUUCUUAUGUCUCCACCAACUGCACUACCUUGACAUCUCGUAUACCCAUAUCCAAGUUGCCUUCGAUGGCAUCUUUGAUGGCUUGACCAAUCUGAAAGUUUUAAAAAUGGCUGGUAAUUCUUUCAAGGACAGCACCCUUCCAAAUAUCUUCAGAAACAUGACUAACUUAACCAUCCUGGACAUUUCUGAGUGUCAACUGACACAGGUAUCCAAGGGACCAUUUGACUCCCUUCCCAAUCUUCAGGUCCUAAAUCUGAGUCACAACCAUCUCGUGUAUUUGGAUCUGUUCCCUUAUGAACAUCUCCUCUCUCUCCAGGUCCUAGAUUAUAGUUUCAAUUAUAUCGUAGCUUCCAAACGGCAGACACUACAUUUCCCUAGUAACCUAACUCAUUUAAAUCUUACUCAGAAUAAUUUUGCUUGUAGUUGUGAACAUCAGAGUUUCUUGCAGUGGGUCAAGGAUCAGAGGGGACUCUUGGUGGAGGCCAAACAAAUGACAUGUGCAAAUCCUCCAGAUAUGCAGGGCAUGCCAGUGCUGAGUUUCAGAAAUACCACCUGUCAAAUAAACAAGACCACUAUUAGCCUGUCAGUGCUCAGUAUGCUCAUGGUAGCUAUUAUUGGACUUUUAGUCUACAAGUUCUAUUUUCACCUAAUGCUUCUUGCUGGCUGUAAAGAGUAUGGUAGAGGUGAAAUGGCCUAUGAUGCCUUUGUUAUCUAUUCCAGUCAGGAUGAGAACUGGGUGAGAAAUGAGUUGGUAAAGAACUUAGAAGAAGGAGUACCCCCCUUUCAACUCUGCCUUCACUAUAGGGACUUUAUUCCCGGUGUGGCCAUUGCUGCCAACAUUAUCCAGGAAGGCUUCCACAAAAGCCGGAAGGUGAUUGUUGUAGUGUCUCGGCACUUCAUCCAGAGCCGCUGGUGCAUUUUUGAAUAUGAGAUCGCUCAGACCUGGCAGUUUCUGAGCAGCCGCGCUGGCAUCAUCUUCAUCGUCCUGCAGAAGUUGGAGAAGUCCCUGCUCCGGCAGCAGGUGGAACUGUAUCGCCUUCUCAGUAGAAAUACUUACCUGGAGUGGGAGGACAGUAUGCUGGGGAGGCACAUCUUCUGGAGACGACUCAGGAAAGCUCUGCUGGAUGGAAAAACAUCACAACCGGAUGGGCUAGCAGAUGCAGAAAAUGUUCACCAAGAAGCCACGACUGCUAUCUAGACUGGAAGAAUAACUCCUGAGCCACUUCUCCACAUGGAUUCGAUGCUAAGGACCAAACGUCACAGACUGCCAGGUUAUCACUCUAAGAACUUGGGGUUGCUCAAGGUACAUAGGACUGGGAGUCUUGUGGUACUUGCAAUGCAGAUGGAAAAAAUACUAGGCAAAACCCAGAACUUGCUAGGUGUGAGUUCCAACCAAAUCCAUGAAAGAGUCCUGACUGUAGAAGUCCAUUGAACUACCCUAUCAAGUCCAAUCAGAACUAAGAAACUUGGGCCUGAUGGAAGAAGGUGAGCUUGUUUUUCCCCUAAGCAUUUUUGAAUGGGAACGGUAUGCUGGAUUACACUUCAAUUGUUUUAAGAGAGUUUUGGCAGUUUCAAAUGAACAGGGUGUUUGCUUGCUUUGAAUCCAAUUCAAUGACUCAGAUUGAUUUCUCAUUCAGGAUUCCUCUUCCAUUUCACGUCAGUUUCCUUAAUCUUCAAACUAAUCCCUAAAGAUGUCUGCUUAGUGCAUGCUGACUAGCAUCCUGGUGUCCUUCCAUAGUAUGUUGUAUUUAUUGAAGAAGAAUUCCUAAUUUAUUUUUAUUUUUACACCUCAAAUUCUCAUUUUUCCUCCCUUGUCCAUAAACUCACAUCAUAAAUAAAGGCUGACACAUGCUGGAAGCAUUCAUAUUGAACCACAAUUUUUCAAACAGAUAUGAAAAUUAUAGCAUCACCUUGUCACUUGAUGCCACUCUUAAGUUAUUACCUUGUGAGUUAUGACUGUCACAGAGGCAUGCAUGGAAAUGGUUGGGUUGAAAAGGACACUUCUUUUAAAGCCCAGGGAGAAAAGUUCUGCUUCCUAGUUUCACAAAGAGCUAUUUGUACUAGACACAAGGAGGAGGACAUGUCUUUUUGAUGAUUCCAGAAAUAUAGAUGAAGCUUCAUCUCAGGAUGGAGUACUGGAGGCCUUCAGUACUCCAUGGAGGGCAUCGUGGGUCCCUUUUCUUGCACUGUGCUGUACCCUUCCCUCAUCACCAGACUACUUUGUGAAAUGCAGUGGGGAGGGGCAUAUUGCUACUUCCCCUUGGGUGUCAGUUCCAGACCAAAUUUAUGUUAUCACUGAGAAAAUGAUGUCAUAGGGUUCAUGGUAAGCUGACUUCGGAGAAAAGCACAUUCCCCUUGCUUCCUUAGAAAUGGUACAGUAAAAGCUGUACGUAUUAUGGAAAGGCAUUGAUAUAUCACAGUAUACUAUUUAGAACAGUCAUUACACAAAUCAUACAUAUAGCCAUUGUAUGUGUGUGUACGUGCCUGAGUGUGUGUGUGUGUAUGUGUGUGUGUGUGUGUGUGUGUGUGUGUUAACGAGGAUAAAGAGAAAAUUGAGCUGUUACACUGUUGCUGGUGAGUAUCUAUAAUUCCUGCCCCCGGGGCAUGGAAGGCAGAAAGAACAUAAGCCAAGAACCAGACUAGGUGUCAUAGUGAGGCACUGCCUCAAAACAAAAUAAUAAAUCCAAAUUAAAGCAACUGCAUGAUCUACCAAUCCUACUCUGAGUUUAUACUCACAAAGAUAUGUACACUCCCAUGUGUACUGCAGCAAUAUUGUGUUCAGCACUUUGGGUAGAAAAUUAUUGAGAUUUCUUUUUUGUAACGAAAGGAACCCUGCCAUUUGUGGCAAUAGAUAAACCUACACAUCCUUAUGCUAAUUGAAAUAAAACAGUUAUAGAAGAAGAGGAUUUAUGGAAACUGCAGAUGGGGUGACAAGGAGGGAAAUAAAUUAUACGCACAUAAAUAUAAGAGAAAGGAAAAGGAAAGCCAGACUUAGGAUGGGCUCUUAGACCUUCUGGAUGGAGGGGAAAUAAAGAGUGGAAUGUAGAAAAAUUAAUGUUGGGUACCUUAACUGUGUGCAAUACCUUACAACUUGGAACAUAUUCAAACUACUGUAGACUCUUAUACACCAGGUGCGGUAGCAGAUCAGGUCUUAAUUUUCCAUGUUACUGAUGAAAAUUCAAUGAAGUAAAUUUAUUUUACAUUGGCCACAGAUUAAGCAAGUAGACAGAACUUCAAUGGUGCCUCCCGCCCACUCAGGAAAAUUCUCUUCCACUCUACCCCAUUGCUUCAAGCUUCAAGUUGGCAAAAUGAGAAGCGAAACCCCUGUAGCUCCCUCCGUGGUUCACAUUAAACAGGGCUUUUUUUUUUUUUCAACCUAAACCAUGAAUCAUUAAGCAAGUACAUAUGCAUGGAUGUAUUAUACAAUGAAUGGUUUAUUCAUAGCACAACUCUCUCCAUAAAGAAUCAAAGGAGCUUUGAACAAAGCAUAUGUAAGCAGUAAUGUUAACUAAUUAAUUAGAAGUAAAAACUUGGGCUACUGGACUCUUACAAAUUGAAGGAUGGGCUAGUACUUUGUUAGAACUCUGGGGGGAGGUGGAGAAAAUAUAACUAAGUGCAGUGGCUCAUGCCUGUAGCUUGUAAUUUUAGCUUCUCAGGAGGUGGAGAUAGGGAAGGUCAUGAUUGGAAGGCAGCCCAGGAAAGAACGGUAGUGAAAGCUCAUCUCAGUAAACACAGCUUGACACGCUGGUUCACUUUGUCAUCACGGUCUAUGUAAAAAUGUUUAAAUAGGAAAAUCCCAGUCCCAGCUAGGCAAGGCAAAACAUCUGAGAGAACCUGCACAAUAACUGAAGCGAGUCUUGCCCAGCAAGCACAAAACCCUGAGUUUAAACUUCUUUUUCUCAUCACUCAUUAU
Messenger RNA from Dipodomys spectabilis (banner-tailed kangaroo rat), 5511 nucleotides. It is a transcript of the gene Tlr4, whose product is annotated as toll like receptor 4. The transcript is spliced from 4 exons. Gene Ontology annotation, biological process: toll-like receptor signaling pathway; defense response to Gram-negative bacterium; inflammatory response. Gene Ontology annotation, molecular function: lipopolysaccharide immune receptor activity; lipopolysaccharide binding; protein binding. NCBI's taxonomy places the organism in Eukaryota, Metazoa, Chordata, Mammalia, Rodentia, Heteromyidae. The coding region runs from base 211 to 2796 and encodes 861 amino acids. Gene Ontology annotation, cellular component: membrane. The record is from RefSeq and is a predicted model, not a curated record.